Molecule: messenger RNA, 1371 nt
Organism: Neodiprion fabricii
Lineage: Eukaryota; Metazoa; Arthropoda; Insecta; Hymenoptera; Diprionidae
Product: zinc finger matrin-type protein 2
Exons: 5
Coding region: 129-725 (198 amino acids)
Biological process (GO): mRNA splicing, via spliceosome
Cellular component (GO): spliceosomal complex; U4/U6 x U5 tri-snRNP complex
Molecular function (GO): zinc ion binding; nucleic acid binding
Source: RefSeq, a predicted model, not a curated record
UAAAUUGGCUUUAGCUAUACUAGUGGAAAGUGAGGAAACAUCAAACAGAAGUGAACAGAAGUUUGGGUAGGAGGCUUCGCUGCAGGAUUAUUUACGUGCGUAAUAAACGUUCAGCACUUAUCGUCACAAUGUCCUCUACGCGUCCUGACGAUCAUCGUCGGAAGUGGAAUAGGGAGGAAUACGAACGUAUAGCGCUACAAAGGCUUCAAGAUGAGAUUGCCGAAGAGGACUUGGGUAUUCCUAAACAGCCAGCGGUUAAAAGAGAGCUGCUCAAACAGCGUGAUUACAAGGUUGAUCUUGAAUCAAAACUUGGAAAAAGUGUUGUCAUCAAUAAAAAUACACCAUCAUCGCAGACUGGAGGAUAUUAUUGCAAUGUCUGCGACUGUGUCGUUAAAGACUCCAUCAACUUUUUGGAUCACAUUAAUGGCACGAAACAUCAACGUAACUUGGGAAUGUCCAUGAAAAUUGAACGCUCAUCAUUGGAUCAAGUUAAAGCGAGGUUUGCUCACAACAAAAAGAAAUUGGAAGAAAAAAAGAAAGAUUACGACCUUGAACAGAGAGUAAAGGAAUUGAAAGAAGAGGAAGAAAAAAUCAAGGAAUAUCGAAAAGAGAAGAGGAAAGAUCGGAAGCGGAAGUUAGACGAGGCCAAUGAGGACGACGCAGGACCUUCUGAUGAAAUGGCUGCAGUUAUGGGAUUUUCUGGCUUUGGCUCAAAAAAAAAGUGAGAUAAAAAUAGUGAAAUUGAUAUGUUUCAUUCUCUACUUGACGCGCGUGUAAUGAACAUGUUCCCAAAGUGUACACGGACGACUAAGAUGAGUUUGACAUCUUCAAGUGCAAUUGUGAUAACUCAAUUGUCAUGUUUCUGUUGGAUGCUCAUAGGAUGAAAAUCUGCGUUUGUUUGACCAGGUAAAUUACAUUAAUUAUAAACUAUAAUUUCUCAUGAAGUGAAUUAUUCGUAUUCUUCUUAAUUAAAAAAUUAAAUAACAGAUAUAUGAAUAACUGCAUGUCGUAUAUUUUCGGAAGUAUGAACUGCGAGAAAGAAGCAACAUUUAUCAAAUGUACGUAUUAUAAUUUUAUUUGCAGUGAACAUUGUCGGUAACAAAUUAAUUCAUAAAACGUGUUUCACUAGAAAGUAUACCGUACAGUGAAAAUAUAGAAUAAAUACAAAUUAAUGAUAUUUAACAAAAUGAAAGUAAGUAAAUAAUAAUUUUACAUGAAGAAGUUAACCUGUUAUAAAGCAAAUGAGGAUAUGAAAAAACAAAGAUUAAGAUUUUGAUUCAAUAUCAAACAUACUGCCACAUUAGUUUUAAUUGGGAUGGAAAGCUUUCACCUUAUAAACUUUGUCAUAUUCGCAAGAAUAAUUGGACAACA